AUGUCUCAAUCAAGUGAACAUGAAAAUGUCUCUACACAUGUUGACCUAGAUUCUGAUUUUCAAUCCAUAAGUCUAGAGACUAGUCAUCCUCUAUACUUGCAUCCAUCAGAUCAUCCUGGACAGAUCUUAGUAUCUGAAGCACUUAAUGGUGAUAAUUUUGGUGAAUGGAAACGCUCGAUGAGUCUUGCACUAUCAGCCAAGAAUAAACUUGGUUUUGUGAAUGAUAAAUACAAAGUACCAGGGAUUGAGUCUGUUUACUUUGAUCACUGGCAAAGAUGUAAUGACAUGGUCAUUACCUGGUUGUUGAAUUCCAUUGUUCCUGAAAUCAGAUCAAGUCUGGUUUAUAUUGCAAGUGCUACUAAAAUGUGGAAAGAACUUCAUGUGAGAUUCACACAGAACAAUGGACCUAGGAUAUUUGAGCUCAGAACUGCAAUGUCUUCUCUGGUUCAAGACAGACUUACUAUUUCUGCAUAUUAUACUAAGUUCAAGAAACUGUAUGAUGAUUUCACCAAUGCUAUUAAAGCUCCUGUGUGCACCUGCACUGCAAAACUUGAACAAGCUCAGCAUGAUGAGAUGAUGAAGGUCACUCAAUUCUUGAUGGGACUGAAUGAUAACUUCACUAAUAUCAGAGGUCAAUUGCUAAUGAUGAGUCCUCUUCCCUCUAUGAAUCAAGUUCUGGCACUACUUCAACAAGAAGAGAGGCAAAGGAACAUGUCACAUAGUGGAAGAUCUUCCACUGAAGCAGCUGUUCUCUUGAGCCAACAGACCUCAAACCCCUCAUCUGGCAACAGGUUUCACAAGCCACCCUUCAAGAAGAAUGAUGGCAAGUCUAACACUAAGAAAGGGAAUUUGUAUUGCACUCAUUGUCAAGGGACAAAUCAUACCAAGGAAAGAUGCUUUCAUAUCAUUGGCUUUCCACCAAAAAAGCAAGGUUCUACAGAUAAGAGAACCACAAGAUUUGCCUCAUCUUCUGAAGACAAGGUUGUAGCACAAGUUGGAACUCUUGCAGAUUCUGGACAGCAGUCUGACAACUCUCAGCAUUAG
Daucus carota subsp. sativus is the source of this 1044-nucleotide messenger RNA. RefSeq lists its product as uncharacterized. The transcript has a single exon. NCBI's taxonomy places the organism in Eukaryota, Viridiplantae, Streptophyta, Magnoliopsida, Apiales, Apiaceae. The coding region runs from base 1 to 1044 and encodes 347 amino acids. The record is from RefSeq and is a predicted model, not a curated record.